AUGGAGGACUCGUUGCUGCAGACUGGAUCGUACAAAUGCGGUAUAUUAGGCCCCCAGUCUUCACGGCGACCGGUCCAGGUAGUUGCUGCCGGCGCGCGUGCGGUAGUGGGCGUUCGCGCGGCGGAUCUGCCCGUCCAUCCAUGGGAGCAGCCGGAACCGCGGCGCGUCCUCGUAGACGGGGCGCUCCCACUGCGAAGAACGCAGGUUGUACGAGCACCAAAAGACGUCGUCGGCGAACCAGGCCAUCGCCCAGUCGCCAGGCGGGGUUUCCGUGGGUUUGCGGCCGCCACACGCCGCGCAUUGCAAGAAGCCGGCUUCGGCGCCGGUGUGGCGGUACGUGCAGGCCGGACACGCCCAGGGCGGCGCCCGAGCCCGCGGCCGAACCAGCUGCCGAACCAGCUGCCGAGCCCGUCGCCGAGCCCGCGUCCAAGCCGACGGCCGAUCCGCCGGCCGAGCCGGCUCGGCCGGCGACCGAACCCACGUUUGCUUGGGUCGCGGCGCGGGCCGCCCCGGCCAGUUGUGCUGGGGCGGGUACACGUCCGCGGGGGUUCCGUCCGAGGUAGCGUCGACGGCGGGCGGCGGCGCGGCACGCGUGGGCUUCUCCCACUGCGCGCGCUCGUGCAAAACGCUCCGGAAGUAGACGCGGUGGUCCGGCGCGCCCAUGCGCCGCACCUCCCAGUCGCCGGGGAGCCGCGUCAGCUCCCUCAAACUAAGGUCGCGCCACGUAGUGUUCGUGCGACCAAGACAACCAAGGUCCUGCGUCGUCGCGAAGCGCAGCACCUUGAGGCUCACGUCAGUCGGCAGCGUUUUGCCGCCCCGCAUGGGUAUGAUCAUGGUGCCGCUCACCGCCAGUUUGCUUCGCAGGUCUUGCGCCAUUUCUCACGCGCCGAAGAGCAUCUCCACAAAAAUACAAACGAUGUUCAGCGGGAUGAGGAUGGGCCGCAGGUACUGGGCCGCCUUGGCGAAGUUCACGGCUUGCGUCGCCAUUUCGUUCGAGCAGCGAGCUUCUACUUUAUCGAGAAAUCGGGGCCGGUUGAGGAUCGCAAUGGCGUUGCAGCCGAGCAGGCAGACCUUGAUCAUGGACCAGAGGGAGAGCAUCACUGAUCGCGGCCGCUAAGGCGCCAAAUGCCUUGAGAUCGGGGGUGCGGCAGCGCGGCAGCUGCGAGGGUCUGAAGCCGACGUCUCCGCGUCCGCACGUCACGCGUGAGCUCACAGCGCAGCUCUUUUGGCCUGUACGGC
Molecule: messenger RNA, 1239 nt
Organism: Pelagomonas calceolata
Lineage: Eukaryota; Pelagophyceae; Pelagomonadales; Pelagomonadaceae
Source: the annotation of a GenBank genome assembly